AUGGAGAACCAGGUGAUAGUGUCAGACUAUUCUCAGAUGGACCGCAUCCUCAAAGAAGAGAGACAGUACAUUCUCAACAUCUGCAAGAAGAUUAAGGCAGGCUGCAACGUGCUGCUCAUCCAGAAGUCCAUUCUCAGAGAUGCUACCAAUGAGAUGGCCUUGCACUUCCUGGCCAAGAUGAAGAUCCUCGUGGUCCAGGACAUUGAGAGAACAGACGUGGAGUUCAUUUGCAGGACCCUGGGCUGCCGACCAGUAGCCAGUCUGGACCAUUUUCUCCCCGAGCACCUUGCCAGUGCCGCUCUUGUCGAGGAGAUUCCGAUGGGAACCAGCAAAAUUGUCAAGAUCACCGGCAUGGUGUCUACUGCAAAGACUGUGAGUGUGUGCGUGCGAGGUUCUAACAAGCUUGUGCUGGAAGAAGCUGGCCGCUCCAUUCAUGACGCCCUCUGUGUCAUCAGGUGCCUCGUCAAAACAAGGGCUCUGAUUGCAGGUGGGGGUGCUCCUGAGACGGAGGUGGCCCUGCGUCUAAUGGAGUACUCUCAGACUCUGAGUGGGAUGGAGGCCUACUGUGUCCGUGGGUUUGCCGAUGCAAUGGAGGUGAUCCCCUACACUCUGGCAGAGAAUGCUGGUCUCAACCCUAUUAGUGUGGUUACUGAGCUCAGGAAGAGGCAUGCUAAUGGGGAGAAGACGGCCGGGAUCAACGUGAGGAAGGGCACCAUAACUGAUAUUCUUGAGGAGAAUGUGGUGCAGCCUCUGUUAGUGUCCACUUCAGCCAUACAGCUGGCCUCAGAGACUGUCCGGAGCAUCUUGAAAAUUGAUGAUAUUUUGAAUGUACUUAGGUGAGGACAUGCUUAGUCAGCCAUUAGAACAGUGUACUGCGUACUAUAUAGGCAUUUAUAAGUUAACGUAUGCACAUACUAUGUAGUAAAGCAUCGUUUGUUAUUAUUAUCAUUAUUAUCUGUGAUCUUG
Halichondria panicea is the source of this 966-nucleotide messenger RNA. Its product is annotated as T-complex protein 1 subunit delta-like. The transcript is spliced from 7 exons. Gene Ontology annotation, biological process: protein folding. Bases 1 to 840 code for a protein of 279 amino acids. Gene Ontology annotation, molecular function: ATP-dependent protein folding chaperone; ATP binding. The record is from RefSeq and is a predicted model, not a curated record. Gene Ontology annotation, cellular component: chaperonin-containing T-complex. NCBI's taxonomy places the organism in Eukaryota, Metazoa, Porifera, Demospongiae, Suberitida, Halichondriidae.